Molecule: messenger RNA, 996 nt
Organism: Solea solea (common sole)
Lineage: Eukaryota; Metazoa; Chordata; Actinopteri; Pleuronectiformes; Soleidae
Product: trace amine-associated receptor 13c-like
Exons: 2
Coding region: 4-996 (330 amino acids)
Biological process (GO): G protein-coupled receptor signaling pathway
Cellular component (GO): membrane
Molecular function (GO): trace-amine receptor activity
Source: RefSeq, a predicted model, not a curated record
AGCAUGGAGACUCUGGAAGGAGAUGAACUUUGCUUUCCACAGCUACCAAACAUCUCUUGUAAAAGGCCACUGCAGCAUCGUGGUCCAACUGUCUUGCUGUACAUCAUCCUGUCCUGCAUCUCUUUGCUCACUGUGAUGCUGAAUCUGCUCGUCAUCAUCUCUAUCUCCCACUUCAGGCAGCUCCACACCUCCACCAACCUCCUCCUCCUCUCUCUGGCUGUGGCCGACUUCCUCGUUGGCCUCCUGCUGAUGCCGGUUCAAAUCAUCCUCCUGAGUGGCUGCUGGUUAUUGGGCAGUGUGAUCUGUGGUCUGUUCUACUAUGCCUCUUUCAUUCUGACAUCUGCGUCAGUGGGAACCAUGGUUCUCAUAUCAGUUGACAGAUAUGUGGCCAUUUGUGAUCCUUUGUCUUACCCCACCAUAGUCACUCACCAACGAGUUAAAAUAAGUGUUUGUGUGUGUUGGGCCUGCUCUCUGUUCUAUAAUGGUGUGAUACUACAUGUGUUCCUGGAAAAUCCAGACACAUAUAACUCCUGCUAUGGAGAGUGUGUAGUUGUAAUCAGCUUCAUAACAGGAGCUGUUGAUGUCGUUUUGACCUUCAUUGGCCCGAUUGCUGUCAUAGUGGUUCUGUAUACGAAAGUAUUUGUGGUGGCUGUGUCUCAGGCUCGAGCCAUGAGAUCUCACAUUACUGCUGUCACAGUCCAGGGCUCAGUUACUGUAACAGCUAAGAAAUCUGAGAGAAAAGCAGCCAGGAUUCUUGGUGUUGUUGUGGUUUUCUUUCUCAUAUGUUUCUGCCCGUAUUUUUAUCCCUCUCUCGCAGGCCAGGACAUGUCAACAAGUCUGACCUUUUCUAUUUUUGGGGUCUGGCUUCUUUAUUGUAACUCCUGCAUCAAUCCCAUCAUCUAUGCUUCUUUCUAUCCCUGGUUUAGGAGAUCUAUUAAACUCAUUGUUACCCUUCAGACACUGCAUCCCCACUCCUGUGAUUCACAAAUCAUGUAG